AUGGAUCAUAUUGCCAUCCCCAAGUCUAACCAACACAUACUUGUGAUCCCAAUUGAUCCGAGAUACAAGGGCAUAAGAGCAGUGACCAAAGACAACCAUGGUCGUCGUUGGUGGGGAGUGAUAAUUGUGGCUGCUUCAAAGUCACUUAACAAUGACAAAUUGCAAGAGUAUUUGCUUGAAAACAAAAUU
Molecule: messenger RNA, 189 nt
Organism: Acytostelium subglobosum LB1
Lineage: Eukaryota; Evosea; Eumycetozoa; Acytosteliales; Acytosteliaceae
Exons: 1
Source: RefSeq, a predicted model, not a curated record